This is a messenger RNA of Ipomoea nil (Japanese morning glory), 1933 nucleotides long. RefSeq lists its product as uncharacterized. The transcript is spliced from 10 exons. NCBI's taxonomy places the organism in Eukaryota, Viridiplantae, Streptophyta, Magnoliopsida, Solanales, Convolvulaceae. The record is from RefSeq and is a predicted model, not a curated record. Gene Ontology annotation, biological process: cytoplasmic stress granule assembly. The coding region runs from base 245 to 1699 and encodes 484 amino acids. Gene Ontology annotation, molecular function: RNA binding. Gene Ontology annotation, cellular component: cytoplasmic stress granule.
UGGGAAAAAUAAAGUCGGAAAAAGCAACAAUUUUUACAAGGUUUCAUUCCCUUAUUACACAGUUGUUGGAUUUGAUUCCCUCGUACCACCUCAGGGCGUAUUCCACUUGUACACCUUGUACCAUCACAAUAAGCAAGAACGCCAUUGAAAUUCACCUGAAAAACCAGUAGGAAUAUAUACAGAAAUAAGCAAUAUAUACAAAUACAAAGGAAAGGGUAGAUAUUGCUGCCAAGACUGAUCAGAUAUGGGAUGCAGGAAAGGAGCACUUGCAGAGGAAGAAAACGCCGCCGCCGCCGCCGCCGCCGUGUCUGAGGUUUUGCUUUUCACCACCAUGUGCAUCAUUGGCCUCCCGGUGGAUGUCCACGUGAAGGAUGGCUCAAUUUAUUCUGGCAUAUUCCACACGGCCUGUGUAGAGGACAGCUAUGCUAUUGUAUUGAAGAAAGCAAUGAUGGUCAAGAAGGGGACUCGGAAAGCGAAUGUAACUAGUGGAAGUGUGGUCGAUACACUUGUUAUUCUAUCUGAAGAUCUCGCUCAAAUUGUUGCUAAGGGAAUUACACUCCCAGCUGAUGGUAUUCCGGGAUAUGUGAAGGGUGACGAUGGAGGAGCCAUAGCUGACGAUAUUCCUUCCAACGAGGCUGCAGAGAGGGAGGCGAAGUCUGCAAAGCCUAACGAGUCCAGCACAGAUGCGAUACUGCCCAAUAGAAAAAAAGAUGCUCAAGACAGCAUGAAGGAUAGACCGACAGAUAAUGGAGAGAGCCCCGUGUUUCAACAAGGGAAAAUCGUAAGUCCACAUGAAGCUCGAGGCUCGAAUCCACAUUGUGAGUCACUGGCUAAUGCGUCUUCUGACUUUCCCCUCGUGUCUUUGGUCAAAAUUGAUCAGAACUUCGAACAGAAGAACAUUCAUGAGCGACGAAGCAUAGAAAUUAGUCAAAGUUCCGCUACUCCUCCAUCUAGUGUUCUGAAAGACGGUACACCUAUUGCAGGUGUUACCUCUAAGGUGCCCCCACGAAGUUCAAGCUGUAAUAAAGCUGCAAAGGAGUCUAAGCUCAACCCGGGGGCCAAGAUAUUUCGUCCUUCCAUUGGUCACCAUCGAGCAGUUAACCCUCCUGCGGUGCCAACAAUGGCUUAUGCACCUGACUCCUGCCCCGUGUUACCUGUUGCUACUCCUGAACCCGAAGUUGAAAUCAGUCCAUUUGUUCCUCGAUCUUCUGUACCUAUUAAGUUUGUCCAAUGUAACAAUAUGGUAGCGGGAAAUGGCAAUAUCGAUGUACAGUAUGCCCAACCUGCAAUGGGAUAUAUGGGGAGCCGGGCAGCACCAACUAGGUAUGCUAGUCAGUAUCAUCAACUUCAGGCUGGGAGUGGAUAUGUUCAUCCAAACUCGGAAAAUGUCAUGGUUGGACGACUGGGACCAGUUCUUUAUGUGCAUCCUGUUUCUCAUGGUAUUGUGCAGGGUGCAUCAGGGUUCUCCCAAGUAUCCUCGUGUCCUUUGUUGAAUCCGCAUCAGGCCCAUCUUCCUAAGCAUCAAGGGAAUGCAACCGCGCAAACAUUGCCCGUGUGUAUGACUCCCCCUUUCAUUAAUGGUGCGCAGCAAACAUACACGAUGCCAAGUCAGAUUCCUAUUUCGCAUCCUUCUUUCCCUGUUCUGCGACCGAUGCAAGUUCCGGGAUCCAACGGUUUUUUCAGCCCUAAAUUCGCGUGAUGCUAUCACCGGCAACGAUUCUUCUUUCAUUCUCUCUGAGUUCCAGCAAGUUUUGGCUUUUGAUUUAUAUCAUUACAUGUUUUAUAGGUUAUUCAUUUUUACUGCAUAUGAGAGCAGGCUAUUCUUUCAUAUAGACUGGAUAUUGUAAAUUGAGUUUUGGCAGGCGAAACUGUUAGUUCUCAUUUUUCAAGCAUAGGAAGAUUCUUAGUGAGAGUUUUGGUUUCAGUUUUGAAA